GAGGUGGUGGUGGUGGUGUCUAUGACGGUCGCUAAGGAAGUCGUUUGGUUUGGAUUUACACAUCAUCAACCAAGCGCUUCCCCAGUGGACAACAUGAUGUUUAUAAUGUGGAAUGUUGAACAGACUUUGUAGCCCUUUAACCCUUCAGGAAUACUUAACCUUUUCCCUGGUUGGGGGAAUGCUUUGGUGUUUUUUGCCGAUUGGUUGCUCAGGGUUUUCCUAAGGCAGUGCAUCCGUUUGCUUGUGUUAAAAAAGUUAUGGUCUAAAGUAUACAAACCCGCCAAACACAUGAUGGCGGAAUCGUAUUCCUUAAAGCCAUGUUCAUCUUUAUACAAUCAUACCUACAUAAUAUUAUUCAUGGUCUUCAGAUGAUAAUCAACCAUUUGGGACCUUUUUGGGAGCAAUAUUGACAUUGCAACAAACAGCCGAUGAUUGACGGAUUGGUUGAUUGAUUUGUUUGCUUCCAGGGCAAUCGAGGCAGGACCGGGGUGGUGGUGGCAGCAUACAUGCACUACAGCAACAUAUCCGCCAGUGCGGACCAAGCUCUGGACCGGUUUGCUAUGAAGAGGUUCUAUGAAGACAAAGUACUCCCUGUCGGCCAGCCGUCACAGAAAAGGUAUGUGCAGUACUUCAGCGGCCUGCUCUCGGGUAACAUCAAAAUCAACAACAAGCCGCUGUUUCUUCACCACGUCAUCAUGCACGGCAUCCCCAACUUUGAGUCGCAAGGAGGUUGUCGUCCUUUCCUCAAAAUAUACCAGGCCAUGCAGCCCGUCUACACAUCUGGAAUAUAUAAUGUUCAAGGGGACAGCCAGACCAGCAUCUGCAUCACUAUUGAGCCGGGACUGCUUCUCAAGGGAGACAUACUGCUGAAGUGCUACCACAAGAGGUACCGCAGCCCGUCCCGCGACGUGGUAUUCCGGGUUCAGUUCCACACAUGCGCCGUCCACGACCUGGGCAUCGUGUUCGGGAAGGAGGAGCUCGACGAGACCUUCAAAGAUGACAGGUUUCCAGAAUAUGGCAAAGUGGAGUUUGUCUUCUCGUUUGGGCCGGAAAAGAUCCAUGGUCAAGGUAUGGAUCGCCUGGAGAAUGGCCCAAGUGUCUCCGUGGACUACAAUACCCAGGAUCCUCUGAUCCGCUGGGACUCCUACGAAAACUUUAAUCAGCACUGUGAGGACAACGCAGAGGAAGUCAUCCACACAGAAGGUCCUUUGGACGGUAGUUUGUACGCCAAGGUCCGCAAGAAGGAGUCUGCCGAGGGUUCGGUGACGGCUAACGGCCUGCCGCCCACCGCCGUCGACCACGCCCUACCCGCCGUCGACCACGCCCUCUCGGUGAGCAGCGACUCGGGAAACUCCACCGCCUCCAUCAAGACCGACCGGACGGAUGAAGCCGCACUAGCGGCCCCGCUCACCGCCCCUCUGAGCCAGACGAACCCGCCCUUCGUCGCAGAGGAGCAGCGCCAGGUCCCGGCAGCGACCCAGCCACCCCUCAGCCUCCAGGAGAAGCAGGAGCUGGACCAGCUGCUGAGCGGGCUGGAGGGCCCCCUGCGCCGGCAGGGCUACCUGACCGCGCCCCCCGCCCAGGCCGCGGGCAGGAUGCUGCACCUGGUGCCCGCCCAGGUGCACGUCAACGGCCACCACAACGCCCUCACCUCAGCCUCCAGCCCGACCACCAACGCCACCGCCGCCGCCGCCACCGCCAACAGCAGCGGCAACAACACCAUGGACCGCGAGACGGACAUCCUGGACGACGAGCUCCCCACCAGCCAGGAGGGGAACAGCGUGGACAGCCUGGGGACCUUCUCCUCCACCGAGGGCCGGGCCACACCCGCCGACCUCUACUACCAGUCGGAGGUGAUCGUGACCAACGGGCAGGACCACGUGCCCUACCUGGAGCGCAGCGUGCCCGAGAGGCCCCUGGAGUCCCCCAGCGUCCACUACGGGAAAGCCGGCGGCAUGACGCAGAGCGAGUCGGUGCCGACCUCCGGCGAGUACCCCAUGGGUCUGAACGGCGGCCUGUACCGCACGCAGUCCUGUGGCGGGGAGCUGAAGUCCAUGCCCAGAGCCCCCACCCGGACCACCAGCAGCAAGGACGCGGUCCAGCGGGGCCUCAACGUGUGGCAGAGGUUCGGCGUGCCGGAGGAGCCCAUGACGGAGGGCCUCAGCUUCAGCCCGCCAAAGGCCUCCACGGCCGGCCAGAGCAGCCUGUCCCAGUUCCCCCAGCGCCGCAGCACCUCGCAGCAGGAGAUCGAGCAGUCCAUCGAGACCCUCAACCUCCUCAUGCUGGACCUGGACCCGGGCCGCCCUGCGGUGCCAAAGUCCCAGAGCGCCCCGCUGAGGGAGGCCAGCGUGGUCACCACCCAGCCCUCCUUCUCCCAGAGCCAGGCCCGGCCCUCCUACCAGGCCGACGCCGCCAUCCACGCCAACCAUCCCGCCCACUCCGCCGGCCCCGUGUCCGACAUGAGCCGCCACUUCGCCUCCCCGCCGGGCUCGUCCCACGGCCCCGGGUUCCAGGGCUACGCGACCCUUCCCAACGGGACGGGGCUACAGCCGCAGGCCUCCAGCGGUGGAGUGGGGCAUUUCCAGCUGAAGCCCAUCAACAACUACCCUCCCAGCACCAUGGCCCUGGCCACGGAGGCCCCGGAGAUGGAGAGGAGCCCCAGCGCAGCCUCUGCGUCAUCCCAGCCCAGAGAGGCGGAUUCGGAUGAGGUGUUCAAUGUAGAGGGCCUGGUGGCCCAGCGGGUGGCUGAGUACUCGGCUCGGGCACAAAGUGUCCGAAAGAUUUCCCUUCAGUCUGACCACCAACGUUCCCAGUCUCCCUCUGGUGUCCAGUCUCGGGGGAUUUCGUUUGAGGACCCCACCGCCCCGUCGCCGCGCCACCGGGUGCCCAGCGACGGAGGGCAGUUCCAGAACGUUCCGGACGGCAGCGUUGACGCCACCUGCCCUGACGGACCCCUUCGCUCGCCCAUCCGCUGCGUCUCGCCAGAGUUUGUUAACGCCAUCGCUUUGAACCCCGGCGGGAGACCCAAGGAGAGGCACAUCCACAGCUACCGGGAGGCCUUCGAGGAGCUGGAGGCGGGGGGGCCCGUGAGCCCCUCCCCCCUUGCUGGUGGUGAGGUCUUCCCCCAAACCCCUGCAUUCCCUGUGUCGCCGCAAACCCCUUACUUCAACCUGUGUCGCUCGCCCCCUGGUCUCGCCAAGACCCCGCUGUCCGCACUGGGGCUCAAACCACACAACCCGGCUGAGAUCCUGCUCAACCAAACCGGCUCAGAGGAUGAGAGCGAUCAGGGUGAGGAAGCCCCGAGAAGUUACGUGGAGUCUGUGGCCCGUUCAGCGUCCUCCUCCGGAGACCCCCCAGGUCCCAGCUCCCCCCAGGGUCUCUGCCCACUGGGAGAGGCUGUGCUGGGCAGCCAGAGGACCCCCAGCCCGCUGUCCACCCAGGCCCUCAACACCCCUCUGUCCAGCAGUAGCCCCAUCCAGAUCUCCAGUGAUCAUCCGUUGAUGGACAGCUCCAGCAGCCUUCCCUUCCAGCCCACUACUGACUCGGGCUACCACUCCCAGCCAAUGGAGAGCCUCCGUCCCACCCCUAGUUCCUCCUACCAGGCUAUGCCCACCCCCCAAUACCAAGCCACGCCCACUUCCCAAUACCAAGGUACGCCCACUUCCCAAUACCAAGCCACGCCCACUUCCCAAUACCAAGGCACGCCCACUUCCCAAUACCAAGCCACGCCCACUUCCCAAUACCAAGGCAUGCCCACUUCCCAAUACCAAGUCCCGCCCACUUCCCCUUACCAGGCUAUGCCGAGCUCUUACCAGCCAACGCCCACACCCUGCUACCAGGUCACCACCACCCCCUCCUACCAACCCAUGCCCCCCUCCUCCUGCUACCAGGGCACUCCCACCCCCGCCUCCUACCUGGACUCCAGCACCCCGCCCUCCUCCUCUUACCUGGUUGGCCCCGCCCCCGCCCUCUCCUACCUCGGCCACCCCAGCAGCCACCUGGUCGGGGGAGGCUAUGUCCUGUCGGACCCCGGUCCCCCCUCCCAGGACCCGAUGCAGGCCCUCCUCCACGGGGGCCACGCCCCGGCCCCUCAUCCCACGCUGUAUUCCCCGGGCUCUGCCCACCAGCAGCACGGCCCCUCCUCCUCCGCCCUGGCCGCCGCCGCCCAGGGCAGCCCCCACCUGGGUCGGCAACCGUUGCCGUGCAGUGGCUUCGAGGCCCCAGGGCUCCAAGGGCCCCUGGGUCCGGGGGGGGGCAGUCCCGUCCUUGCCCGGCGCCCGUCCCAGGGCGGCCAGAGCAGCCCGGCGCUGAUCCGCCAGAGCUCUCUGGGGCCCGGCUCCCAGAGGAGCCCCGUUCUGAGCCGCCAGCCAGGCGCCGCCGCCGCCCACCAGGGCAGUCCCGUCCUGCCCCGCCACGCCUCGGCCUCGCAGGCCUCCCAGCGGAGCCCCAGCCUGGACCGCCACCCGCUGCACAGCGGCUACACCACGCCCGACGAGCGGCACGGCAACCUGUCCCGGCAGAGCAGCUCCUCGGGCUACCAGGGCCCCCCCACGCCCUCCUUCCCCGUGUCCCCCGCCGGCUACCUGGACGGGGGCGCCCUGGGGGGCUUCCGGCAGGGCAGCCCCGCGCCGGGCUUCCAGCCCCAGCUGCCCGAGAAGAGGCGCAUGUCCAGCGGGGAGCGGCCGGCCAACGGAGCGCUGUCGUACGGCACGCUCAACGGCAAGAUGUCCUCCUCGUCUUCCUCGCCGCUGUCCGGCGGAGGGGGGACGCCCGGAUACUUCCACACCCUGCCCGACUUCUCCAAGUUCAACAUGCCUGACGGGAGUCCUGAGUCUCGGCUGAACGUCAAGUUCGUACAGGACACGUCCAAGUUUUGGUACAAGCCGGAGAUAUCCAGAGAACAAGCCAUCUGUCUGCUGAAGGAGAGGGAGCCGGGCGCCUUUGUGAUCCGGGACAGCCACUCCUUCCGGGGGGCCUACGGUCUGGCCAUGAAAGUGGCCUCCCCCCCGCCCACCGUGCAGCCCACCAAGAAAGCAGGUGACAUCACCAAUGAGCUGGUGAGACACUUCCUGAUAGAGAGCAGCCCCAAAGGAGUGAAGCUGAAGGGAUGUCCCAAUGAACCCUUCUUUGGCUGUCUGUCUGCGCUGGUCUACCAACAUGCCAUCACACCCCUGGCCCUGCCAUGCAAGCUGCUGAUCCCCACCACAGAUCUCAAUGAGGAGGCGCCGGUGGUUCCCGUGGCGACAAACCCACUAGCCGAGCGACUAAAACAAGGAGCAGUUCCUUCAGUGCAGAGGGUCCCUGAUGAUUCCCAUGCAUGCAAUGUGCUCUACAUCAACUCAGUAGACAUGGAGUCUCUGACAGGCCCUCAGGCCGUUGCCAAGGCGAUAUCCGAGACACUGGCUGCUGGGACGCCCCCUACCGCAACAGUGGUGCACUUCAAGGUGUCGGCGCAAGGCAUCACUCUGACCGACAACCAGAGGAAGCUAUUCUUCCGACGUCACUACCCGACCAACAGCGUGACAUUCUGUGACAUCGACCCACAGGACAGAAAGUGGAACAAAUCGGAAGGAGGCACAGCAAAGCUCUUCGGCUUUGUGGCCAGGAAGCAGGGCAGCACGACGGACAACGUCAGCCACCUCUUCGCCGAGAUGGACCCGGAGCAGCCCGCCAACGCCAUCGUCAACUUCGUGCUGAAGAUGAUCGCCGCGCAGAAGCGAUGAGGGCGGCGAGAAAAAAAAACCCUGGCGCCUUUUUCUUUCACCCUUUGGUUGUUUCGGUUCUCAUCGUUCUUCAAAAAGUUUCAAAGAACACUUCUGUUUGAAUUUGGACUUUCUGGACCUUUCAACGUUUGUUUGUGUCUGCUUUCUUUCCUUUUUUCCCUUUUUUUUCCCUUUCUUUCUUUUGUGUUACGUAAAGGCUGAUGUGUGAGUCUGUGCACGUGGACAUGAUUGUGUGUUGAGCACAGUGUGUGCUUGACUGUUGAGCAGGCAAUAAGAGGUGUGUUUUGUUUCUUCGUUCUAUUGAGAACCUCAACAGGUUGUGUCUGUGUGUGUGUUUGCGCGUGUGUGAGUGUCUGUGCGCGUUGGUCUGUGUGCUUUUCUUCUUGAGUGGACCUCAGAAUGGAACAGAGGAAGUGCAGAAUGGGGGCGUGGCUGAAAGUAAGGGGUUGGGGGGGGACUGUUCUGUCCUCCUGUUGCCGGGGGCGAUACACGAUCAGGAAGAGGAAAUGACAUCACGUGAGCAGAUGUUUUGUGGCGAUUGUUUUAGGGAGAUACAUUUUUUUGUUUUGUUAGGUUUUUGGGUAAAGAAUAUGACAAGUUGCGUGAUGUAAGGGUGGUUUCCUAAUCUAUCAGGCUUUCGACUGGUCAACCAAAGAUUAAAAAGAAAAAGAAACCAGGUUGAAUAUAGUGUUCCACUGUUCGAGGGUUGGAAAACAUCCUUUUGUAUAAAAAAAGACAAAAUAUGGCUGCUUAAUCAAAUUUACUGAACUGUUUAUUUUUGUCUGUGUAGCGAUACAGUAGGUCAACCUAGUUUGAAAAGAAGAAGAAAAAAAAAAUAUGCACCUUUGCCUCCUGCAAACAUGUUUAAGGACGCUUUUGCAUAAGGCAAGGUCAUGUACAUAUUCUCGACAGCUUUCCCAGUAGUUCUGUAUUAGAUGCCUUAUGGUGCCUGACCUUUUUUUUUUAACAAUGAGCUUUGUAAAGAAAAUAAGACAAUAAAAAAACGAACAGAUCUCUUAUAUAUGCAACUAAACGGAAUGAGGAUUUCCCGAAGUUAUUUCUAUAUAGCCACGUAGCGUCGCUAGGUAAGCGUAUGUUCUGUCCCACAAUGCAAAUAAUCCGCUCAACCGUAGUCCUUAUUUUGCAGUUUGUUUUCGUUUUCCGUACUUGUAUUCGUGUAAAUUAUCGCGAGAAUGUCAUCCAAUCAUCGUGUCCAAGCAACUCUCGAUCGCUUUGAUUGGCGAAAACUACGAAAAUCUCCUUAAGGGCGCCGAUCUUUGCGCUCGCCACUCCAUCCCCCGUCUGCACGGCACCGCAUAGCCACACUGUCCGUUUAUCCACCGUUAGAAGGGCUAAAAGGGUCUUUUGAGAUGCGAAUCUUCACAUAAAAGGCUUGCACUAGUAUCGCACUCUACAUUUUCAUUUUCCGAGAAAAAAAAUCAAAUAGAAUAUACACAAAUAGGAAGAAGCUAUUAUCACUGUGCAUCUGACUUUAAAACAGUUAACUCUCACCUCCUACCCGGAAGUAAGCUAAACAUAUAAAUAUACGUAUUAAAAGCUAUAUUAAACUUUCAAAUGUUGACUAAAAGUAUUUAUUUUUUUUGCAAUGUUGCUCUAUGUUAACCUGUAUACAUGUAUUAUAUAGUAUGCAUCAAGAUUACUGAAAGCAAGGAAAAAAAUAUCUUUAUUUUGGCUAAAAAACACAACUUUAAACUGCCUUGAAAUAUAUAUGAUGUAAAGUGUGUGCAUUUUAAAGAGUGUCACUGUUUGUUUUGAAUAUGUUUUUUCACAGCGUUAUGAUAUUAUGCUUAAUUUGUUUUCACCGUCAAGAAAGCUUCUUUGACAGGAGAUGAGUGCUUUGUAUGAAAGUUUGUUUUGAAAAUCGGUCCCUGACGCCAAUACAAAUUUGAAUCCAACUUCAACCGAGUUUUACAAAAUACGCAAUCUAAAGUAAGCACUUAAAUGUUGACAUUUCUAUUCAUAUUCGCAGAACACAGCAUCAAAAUAUCAUUUGAGAUUGCAUGGUGUUUAUAGCAUGUGUAGAAGAUGAAACAAUGCUUUCCUUCUGCACAUCUCCCCGUCCUAAGUAUUGUGUGCAGAAGAAAAGGGGCAUUUAUCUUACUUUGCCACUUCUGCCCUCGUGUGGUAAAAAAGGGCCAUCACAAAAGAUCCUGUCUUAUUCGGAUACAGUGUUUUAACUGUGAUUCAGUCCAUUUUAUUUCGAACUUGCAAAUCACUUUGCUUGUUGAUUUUUAUUUUUUUGUGUUUUAUUUUAGUCCCAGGAAGGUUAAGACAUCAUGGACGUUACUGUGUUUGACCGCUUUAUAGAUUCAAGUUUGAAGCAAGGCGUAGCUACUGAGAUAUGGCCAAAAAUCUAGGACGAUCCUAACCAGAAAAAUAAAGAAUAUCAAAAUAAAUAUUAAAACGAAAACACAAAAUGAACAAACAAAGCACUUAUGGGCGCAUUUUUUUUUUAACAUGACUACAAUGUGUCCUAAGAUAGAGGCUGCAUGCUCAAGCUUGGCGGCACUAAUCUCUACUUCAUUGUGUUCUUCAAAAUAAAAGCUAUCAUGUCUAGCAGGAUGUUGGUUUGAAGUGUUACUUGUCUAGUCUACAUUUCUGUGUCAGGACAAGGACCAGAUACAUGUAAGAUGAGUCUACGUAUCUUCAGAAAAACAAAAAGACUCUCUCUGCCACAAUUGAAUGUUUGCGUUUGUCUUUUAUUUUCUUUAUUUUGUUUUAACUUUUUGCCAAGAAGGAAACUCCAGUAGUGUCUGGACUAAGAAUGUGUGUAAAUGAGCUACGAUGCCUGUACAGAGCAGUGUAUUUUUUUGGUUUGCUAUAUUGUAUGGCUUUUACUAUUUCUGAAAAAAAGAAAUAAAAAACACAUUAAAAAGCAAUACAAAUCACAACAAA
Gadus macrocephalus (Pacific cod) is the source of this 8639-nucleotide messenger RNA. RefSeq names its product tensin 1b (gene tns1b). The transcript is spliced from 26 exons. Bases 507 to 5723 code for a protein of 1738 amino acids. Lineage: Eukaryota; Metazoa; Chordata; Actinopteri; Gadiformes; Gadidae. Gene Ontology annotation, biological process: fibroblast migration. Gene Ontology annotation, molecular function: protein binding. The record is from RefSeq and is a predicted model, not a curated record.